Molecule: messenger RNA, 474 nt
Organism: Cladophialophora carrionii CBS 160.54
Lineage: Eukaryota; Fungi; Ascomycota; Eurotiomycetes; Chaetothyriales; Herpotrichiellaceae
Exons: 2
Coding region: 1-474 (157 amino acids)
Source: RefSeq, a predicted model, not a curated record
AUGCCGCAUUCAAAGCCCUACAAGUUGAUCACGGUCAGCACGACGCCUGAUCGGGCAAGCAGAAUGGUGAGGAGACUCGCAGAAGAUGUCAGGGACCGAUACAUGAUCAUCCACUGUGUCAACGUCUCGAGUAUGUCCAUGUCCAUGUCAAUGUCACUGGUUUGCGCCGCAGUGCACGACGCCGACGACGAAGGGGAAGCAACCGCGGGACUGACGAUGUGGGUUGACACAGAGAUAGAAGAAGUGGAGUCACUCGUGACCCUGUACAGGCCCGACAUCUUGUUCUGCGCGUCGACGUGGUCACCAGAUCAAAGCGCCGAGAUCAAGCGGAUUGCGAGGGGAAUCGUGCCGGGGCUGCGAUGUUAUGUGAUUCCGCAACGGACGCAGGUCGAGAAAGAGUCAGUGGCAACGAUAGAGCACGUCAAGGCGCAGUUGCCGAUGAUCAUCGAGGACAACUUGGGACUACAGGACUGA